This is a messenger RNA of Dunckerocampus dactyliophorus (ringed pipefish), 3032 nucleotides long. RefSeq names its product casc3 exon junction complex subunit (gene casc3). Lineage: Eukaryota; Metazoa; Chordata; Actinopteri; Syngnathiformes; Syngnathidae. Gene Ontology annotation, cellular component: exon-exon junction complex. Gene Ontology annotation, molecular function: mRNA binding. The record is from RefSeq and is a predicted model, not a curated record. The coding region runs from base 109 to 2310 and encodes 733 amino acids. Gene Ontology annotation, biological process: mRNA processing. The transcript is spliced from 11 exons.
GUUGCAACCCGCCAUUAAACUAAAAGAAGAAGAAGAAGAAGAAAGAACGAAGAAGAAAUAUUCCACCCAGAAUGCAUUUCGCUCUUCCAGCAUCAUUCCUGUGCUAAGAUGGCGGACCGGCGGAGAAGAAGGCGGCGCGCGUCCCAGGACAGUGAGGACGACGACGAGUCCGGUUCCGGUUCUGACAGCCAGGGGUCUGGGUCCCAGACUACCAAGAGCCGUGGGAGAGAGCCCGAACCGACGGAGACCGUUUCGAACCGUAUCGAAGCGAAGAACGAAGUGGAGUCCGAGUGUGAGAGUGAAGAUGGAGCAGGAGAAGCCGUCCUCUCAGACUACGACAGCGCAGAUCCAGAAGAAAUCGCCUCCCACUCAGAGGGAGCGGAGGAAGAGGAUGAUGCAGAUCGGUACAGUGAUCAAGACUCUCCGGCAGCAGCCAGCGACUCCAAACUUCCCGCUGCCACCAAACCAGCAGUAGGUGAGGAUGAUGGGGAAGAGCAGAGUAAAGAGGAGAACACGGCGGAUGAAAAGGGAAACUCUGCAGGAGAGCGGCAGAGCGGUGACGGUCAGGAGUCCACUGUUGAUCCCGAGACCAAAGCAGGAGGAAAGUCUGGUCAGCAGCUGGAUGACGAUGAAGAUCGCAAAAACCCAGCAUACAUCCCUCGAAAGGGUCUGUUCUUUGAGCAUGAUGUCAGAGGCCACACCCAGGAGGAGGAGAGCAGCGUCUUGUCUUGCGCCAGGCCCAAAGGCAGAAACAGGAAGCUCUGGAAGGAUGAAGGGCGCUGGGAGCAUGACAAGUUCAGGGAGGAGGAGCAAGCGCCUAAAAGCCGUGAGGAGCUCAUCGCCAUCUACGGUUACGAUAUCCGCAACGGGUGCAGCGCCGGAGAGCGCGCAUUCAGACAGAGGCGACCUCGGUCCUCUGUGUCCCCCAACAGAGACAAACGAUGGCGGGAGGGGGGAGAGCGAGCAGUCCGCUCCUGGCAGAGCAGUCGAGGAGGAGGUCCUGCCCGAGGGGGUCCUCCCUCUACCUCUUCACUCCGACUUCCAUCUGGCCAGCGUAGCAGCAACGUCUCCCGCAGCAGACUCCCUCAUCAGAGUCUCACACACCACGUGUCACAUCCCCAGUGUGCGGGUAGUGAAAUAAAUGCGCCUCAGAAUCACCCCAGAGAACGAGCUGUUCCUAAACCCCCAUCAGAGCUUGCAGCAGAGAAGGGUGUGCCCUGCAAGGGAGGCCGUGGUGGAGGAAGGAGCGCUGCCUCCAUAGUUGUGGGAGACCUCCCAGUCAGCAAAGGUGUUGUUGAAGAGAACCCAACCUUAAGCACUGUAACAUUUUCAUCAUCACAGUCCAGCGGGUAUAUGACCACAUUGCCGAGACGACAGUCGCUGGAACAACGAGAGGGUGACGACAGCUCUGCAUUUGGAUCGUCCUCCGCCGACAAUUCCCAAACAUCAGCGGCCCCUCGGGAAGCAUCGUCUCCCACCGAACGACCCGUUGAGCGAAAGUCGUACUCCCUAGCCCGCAGGACUCGCUCUCGGCCAGCUGAGCUCGGCAGCAAACAGCCUUCCAUGGAGGAGGUGGCAGCAACCGGGGGUGGCAGGGUGAUGGGGAAGAGCCAGGUGGGGGCGGGAGGCAUGGCAGAACUGGACCAGGACGUGGCUCGACUCAGUCUGGUGUCAGGCCACAACUGGAACCACAACCCGACGACAUACGUCCGCUCUGAGAUGAGAGGCUUGACCAGCAGCAUGCACGUCCCCGGGGGGCCUCAUCAGUUCUCCAGGUUGGAUGAGAUCGCUGUCAGUUCCAACCGGGCCAAACGCUACUCCUCCCAGCGACAAAGAGGCGUGGCUGAGCCGGCGCCCAUGCAUGUGGGCGUGAUGGAGGGACACUACUAUGAACCCAUGUCAUAUCAAGGACCAAUUUAUACCCAUGGCGAUGGCUCCACACCCAUCCCACCCCAAGGCAUGCUGGUCCAGCCAGAGAUGCACAUCCCCCACCCUGGUCUGCAUCCCCACCAAUCAGGAGGCCCCAUCACCAACCCUACCCUCUACGGAGGCCCACCAGUAUCUCUGUCGCCAGGGCAACCACAGCAACUGCUGCCACCACCUUUCUAUCCUCCACCAGGGGUCAUGACUUUCCCUUAUCCUGCCAUGUACCCUAACCCUCAGGGUCAAUCCCAGGUGACCUAUGGAGGCGUGACAUAUUAUGACACAGUGCAGCAGCAGGCUCAGCCUAAACCUUCCCCCCCCCGCCGCACGUCCCAACCUGUUACUGUCAAGCCCCCCCCUCCAGAAGUGCCCUUUGCCUCAGAGUGACCCUGCCCCUCCCUCCUCCCUGACUCAGUGACACUGGGGCAGAGGACCACAGGUGAGUCUUCAGUCUGUCUUGUUCUGCUGAGCGAUUGGCAACGUGCUUAGAGUCUGUUGUUGGCGUUAGUCAGGAGACAGCGUGGAGACAACGCAGAACCACAGGCAAACAUGGAGGAGCAAGUCCCGUAACCCUCAGCACCUCUGCUGGAUUCAGACUUUGUCUUGUCACCAUGUUGGCGUUGACCACAGUAGAUGUUCAGCAACACGUGAAUGUUUGGAAAAAAUCUAAUCUUUGCGUUGUCAACCGUUCCCAGACUUGUCAUGUUCCUGUGAAGUCGCAUGACACCAUAUGGCAAGAAACACACCUGAUUUUCGUAAGCUCCUUCCACUCGUGAUAUUUAAAACAAAAAAUGAAGAUGGAAUAUAGUUUGACUUCGAUAGUUUGUGGAAUCUCAGUUGCAGUUGAAGACAUACGGCAUGAUGGGAAACGUAGUUGCAUAAGAUUUGUGUUAAUGAGAGAAUUAACAGUGUGCAUAGAUACAUUCUAAUAUGCAUUAUUUUACAAUGACCUGGAAAGAUUUAUUUUAGAGAAAUUGUCCUGCUUUUCUUUUGUAUUUUCCUUUUUGAAAUGUCCUGGAUUUUUUGUUUGUUGUGUUUUCUGUUCAAACUGACAAGUGAUGAUCUCGGCAAUAAAAUUUCCUUUUUGACCUUUGUGUGUGUCCUGUUGC